Messenger RNA from Priapulus caudatus, 1719 nucleotides. RefSeq names its product periostin-like. The record is from RefSeq and is a predicted model, not a curated record. NCBI's taxonomy places the organism in Eukaryota, Metazoa, Priapulida, Priapulimorpha, Priapulimorphida, Priapulidae.
UUCGGGUCUGUCACCGAUGCUGGCAGGUGACGGCCCAAUCACAGUAUUCACACCUGUUGAUGAGGCUUUCAGACGCAUACCUGACAACGUGCUCAGACACAUACUCAACGACGCAGCAGCAGCGAAAGCGUUCAUCCAGACCCACGUCGUCGCCAACAUGGUGUGUGGUGCCGCCAUCGUCGGCCCCGUGCAGCUGCCGAACCAACAUGGAGGCACCAUCGACAUCGUACGCAGAGCAGACGACGUGAUAUACGUCGGCGACGGCCGCAUCACGAACGCCGACCUGGUGGCAGAAAACGGAGUUGUUCACGGAAUCUCGGCGGCCAUGGUGCCGACUGAAGUUAAGUCUGUGCUGGAGAAUGCUGACGACUUGGGUCUGUCUCGCUUCCGCGAGUACAUCGCCCUCGCUAACCUGGAGGGUCCCCUGGAGGCAAUGGGGAUAUACACGCUGUUCAUACCGACCAACAAAGCAUGGGACGAGUUUGGUGUCGAUAUCAUGACACUACUAAAGGUGGACAGAGCUCAGUUACGUAAGCUAUUGCUCUAUCACAUGGUCAGUGGACGCCUGAGCACCUCUAGCAUGAUUAGCAAUCAACUGGCGCCUUCUCUCGACGGGUUUAAUAGUCUGCGACUACAAGUAUAUCGCAAGGAGGCGGCGGAGGGGCUGGGAUUCUCCGUGGAGAGUGGCGUCAUCUUGCGGGCGGACACGGAGAGCCGUAAUGGCGUUGUGCAGGUGAUCGACCGGGUGCUGCAGCCGCCGCGUCUCACCGUCAUGCGUCUGCUCGCCCAACCACGCUUCAGCAUGUUCAAUCGGCUGGUGAAUAUGAGCACACCGCAGCUCGGAGCUACGCUGCAGCGGGAGAAGACCAUGACCAUGUUCCUGCCAACAGAUGGCGCUUUCAAAUCUAUGAGCAAGUCGAUGCUCGCGACGUUUGCGUGGUGAAGAAUCACAUACUAGACCGCAUGAUGUUGACGAGCUCACUCAUGGAAGGCAUCCAAUACCACGUGCCAACGAUGGAAGGAAACCUGCUGAAUGUCACAGCCAUCAGCAACGUCAUCAGCAUCAACAAUGCUCUCCUCGACAAAUCACAGAACAACAUCGUCACCAAAAACGGCAUCAUUCACGUGAUCGAUAAAGUAUUGAUACCGAAUCUCUAGACGUGACGCAUAUGCGAAGGAUGCUUACGAAACUAUUUAGCAAAGGAUGGGUGUCUAACAAGUGGCUCGUCUCGCAAGUGAUGCAAAAGAUUUGUUAAUUAUUAUUAAAACUAGUUAUAUCCAAUUCUUAAAGUAGUUAUAAUAGCAUUAACAAAUAUUAAUAUGACGUAACUCGUGCGUUUUAUUAGGAGAGAUGUAAAUAAAGUCCAGGAGAGCUCAUAUUAUUUGUCCAUGUCCGUCUCAAUAAAUUCAAAUAUCCACUCAAUAAUUACACAAAUGUUCUAUUUUAAGUGAUGUUCCAAAUACACGAUUUGUUUUUCUAAUUUGUUCAUUUGAUCACCACAUAUAUAUAUAUAUAUAUAAAUAUAUAUAUAUAUAAGUAUGUAUAUAUAUGCUAUAAGAUAUACUAAGAAUGUACAGAUGAUGAAGGUUUGUCGCACGUUGUCAUUUUGUCGCUUUGACGAGGCAAUGUGCGUAAGGAAAUGUUUCAAUGUUUUAACCAGUAAACGUUAUUAUAUGUACAUUUAAAACAUUUUCCCUUAAUAAAUCGUGUAGCAUAUA